This is a messenger RNA of Heterotrigona itama, 1115 nucleotides long. The record is from the annotation of a GenBank genome assembly. Lineage: Eukaryota; Metazoa; Arthropoda; Insecta; Hymenoptera; Apidae.
CGACAAUCCGGGGAAGUAUGCACGCACACGUAUAUGUACGAUGGCAUUCACUUUAUUAAAAAGUAUUGAACAUAUUUAAAUUUUGUAAAAAUAAUGCUAAGGUGGUUAAAAGACAUAUACAGUAUUCAAUAUACGAUUUUUACAAGGUGACCAAAAAUAGUGCUUAGUUGGAAAGUGUCACAUCACAAUUAAUGACGUGGAUUUAGGUUAGGUUAUGCACAACGUUACAAUUGUUACCUGAAUCUUAUGAAAAUAUUAUCACAAAAAUAAUUUAAGACCUUAUUGUAAAACAGCAAGUUACAAAUAAUGUUCGAAGUUUCAGAUACGCAAAAUUUUAUUUAUAUCUGGAUUAGCAUGUGUUAUUGGACCAAAGAGAACUCUCAGCUUUUUUUUUCAAAGGCACAAGAUAAAAGCUAGUGCUUCAUUUUUAGGAGGCAUUAUUAUAGUUCUUAUGGGUUGGCCUAUUGUAGGUAUGAUCAUAGAAACCUAUGGUUUUAUAUUAUUAUUCAGUGGUUUCCUCCCAGUUGCAAUAAAUGUUUUACGGAAGGUACCUGGUUUAAAAAUCAUUUUAAAUUUACCAGGCAUAUCUCGAAUGUUAGAUUCGAUUGCAGGAGAUCCAAAUAGAACAACCGUAUGAUAUGUUUCUCGAUAUGAUCACACAAAUCAUUGUAUAUAAGAUCCACUAUUUUAUAUUGAGCCAAAUUUUCCUUCUGUAAUUUCUCAGAUCUCUUUUUGUAUUGUAUAAAUGUCAUGUAUAAACAAAGUUCAAUAUAUCUUCUAUAUAUUCAAUUUAGAAAUAUCGUAUAGAAAUAAUAUAUAGAUUUCUUAUUUUCAUAUAAACUACUGUAUUGCUGCAAGGAUUAUAUGUAUGUUUUAACAUUCCAAAAAUAUUACAACCUUUCAAGCAAGUUGGAAAUCAAAAUUAAAGAAAUAUUUUUGUUUAAAAUUAUUUAUAAAUUAAUUUACUGUAUCAGUAUAUUAAUGAAGAUAAGACUCUUACUUUGUAUUUGGAAUGUUUGUAAUAAUGAUAUAUUGUAUGAAAGAUGAAAUAUAACACGUGCAUGUCACUAUUCCUUCAUGAAAAUAUAAUUUUACUAUAUAAAAACAUAUGUACA